Molecule: messenger RNA, 717 nt
Organism: Syngnathus typhle (broad-nosed pipefish)
Lineage: Eukaryota; Metazoa; Chordata; Actinopteri; Syngnathiformes; Syngnathidae
Gene: olig1
Product: oligodendrocyte transcription factor 1
Exons: 1
Coding region: 1-717 (238 amino acids)
Molecular function (GO): protein dimerization activity
Source: RefSeq, a predicted model, not a curated record
AUGAACGUUUUGAGCGACUCCAGGCUCCGAGCCCCUCCGGAAGCCCACCGCGCCCCGGCGCCGGACCUACCCUCCGGCCCCUCUGCGUUGGUCUCCCGUCUCCGCACGGCAACGGGGGCUUCCGCCAGAGGGGGCUCCUCCAAGGCGGGCCGGGAACUAAGCGCCAAGGAGCAGCAGGAGCUGCGCAGGAAGAUCAACAGCCGCGAGAGGAAGAGGAUGCAGGACCUCAACGUGGCCAUGGACGCCCUGAGGGAGGUCAUGGUCCCCUACGCCUCCUCCGCCCCCUCCUCGGCACCUCCUCGCCUGGCGGGCGCUCCUCCCGGACGCCGGCUCUCCAAGAUCUCCACGCUGGUGCUGGCGCGCAACUACAUCCUGCUCCUGGGCUCGUCGCUGCAGGAGAUGCGUCGGCUCCUGGGCGAGCUCGGCGCGGGGCCCGGCCCUCGGCUGCUGCUGACCGGGGGCUGGCCCCUCGUCUCGGGCCCCGGGCGGCUACUCCUGGCCCGGGAGCCCUUCGCAGGCUCGAGAGCCUCUCCCCCUCUGCCCGGCGUCCUCAAGUGUGUACCCCCACUGUCCCCCGGGCCCCCGGAAAGCCCGCUGACCCCCGCGCGGUGGGGCUUGGGGCCUCCCCUGGGGUCAUGCUUGCCCCCCUGCCCGUGCGUGGCCUGCGGGCUGCCCAGGUUUGUCCAGCCGGCCCCGCCUGCCAGGUUCCCCAAGUGA